Molecule: messenger RNA, 3782 nt
Organism: Ictidomys tridecemlineatus (thirteen-lined ground squirrel)
Lineage: Eukaryota; Metazoa; Chordata; Mammalia; Rodentia; Sciuridae
Product: interferon-activable protein 203
Biological process (GO): cellular response to interferon-beta; activation of innate immune response
Cellular component (GO): nucleoplasm; cytosol
Molecular function (GO): double-stranded DNA binding
Source: RefSeq, a predicted model, not a curated record
UGGUCAUCACUGUGUUUACAGGAAGCUCUUCCGUUUUUUCUGACUCAAGAAACCGAAAGUUAGAAGCACUGAUGGGAGGAGUCCUCUCUGUUUCCUCUCCUCUGUGGGCUCUGAGCAGUAUGAGACACCCAACAUUGCUCAACAUUUCAGAACACAAUAUCCUGCUGUUCAUUCUCUGAGAGCUUUGCCGAUUUAUUUUCCUAAUGCAAACCAAAAAAAGCCCUGCUUCCUGCAUUACUGAAGCUCUGGAAACCUGGACCACUGCUGAAGAAGUUUCCAGGAAGGAGGAAGCAAUUAUCGCUCCAGAUAUUUGAACAUUCCAGUCAAUUAGAGGUAUAUACAAAAAAAAAAAAAAAAAAACCCAGAAUCCUAAAUAAAAAGGCUUGUAAGGCUCAUCCGUAACUUGAGAGAUGGUGAACGAAUACAAGAAAAUUGUCCUGCUGGUGGGGCUAGAGGCCAUUAAGGAUUAUGAAUUUAGAUUGAUUAAGUCCUUAUUGGCCAAAGACUUAAAACUGACUAGAAAUAUGCAAGAAGAUUAUGACAGAAUUAGGAUUGCUGACUUGAUGGAAGAGAAGUUCCACAGAGAUGCUGGGCUGGGAAAACUGAUCACACUCUGCAAAGACAUUCCGGCACUUGCAGAACUCGCGGAAAUUCUUAAAACUCGGAGGUUGAAAGUUAAAAGGAAAUCCAAAGGGGGAAGAAAAUCCACAGGGGAAAAAAAAUCUACAGGGAAAAAAGUGGAGCAGGAUGAAUCUCCUACUGCCCAGUCCAGGUCCACAACAAAUACAGAUUCGGAACCAGAGUCAGAGGAGGAGCUACCUUCGUCAAAGGAAAACGAAAUCAAGAACUCUGAAGACCCUGAGAGAACACAGCUUCCCCCAGAACAGGGUCGGUUUAUGGAACCUUCAGCCACCAGCAAAGAACAAACUGCGGUCUGUCCCCAGACUCCUCAUGGGCCUCCACCAGAACCAUCCAAUAGUCCUCCAAUCGAGCGGCCCGACAUCGAGAAGUCUGUAUCUUUGGUGAAUGAGCAAGAAAAAAUUGCUUUGAAUCUUCAGGACGGGCACGUAAGAGCACAAGAAAUGGACAACACAAACACCCAAACACAUGAUAACAUGGAGGUACAGGAAUCUCAGGGACAGCGUCAACUUCCAGAACUGUCAUCAUUUGCCACACAAACAACUGCGAGUAUGUUCCACACUUUUAAGAUGGCUCCCAGAACACCAUCCUGCAGUUUCCAGACUCUUCAGGUGACUCCAACAGAACCAUCCACCAGAAUCCAGACUCUGCAGAAUCCAGGAUUGACAAUGAUACCUACGGAAGCUUCCGAAGAACGUGGUCACCAGAAGGGCCCCAAAGAGGUAGUGGUGUUGAAAGUAACAGAACCAUUUAUUUAUGAGUUCAAAGAAGGCGGGAAGAAGAUGUUUCAUGCUACAGUGGCCACCGAGAGCGAAUUCUUCCGAGUGAAAGUUUUCGACUUCCACUUGAAAGCCAAAUUCAUCCCAAAGACAGUUAUUGCCAUAUCCGAUUAUAUUGGCAGCAACGGGUUCCUGGAGAUACACAGUGCUUCAAGUGUAUCUCACGUGAGCGCAGACAGAAAGAUGGAGAUCUCAAGUAGACUGAUUAAAAAUGCUAAUGCAACUCCUAAAAUUGAGUAUCUUUGCUCGCAAUGUACAGUGAAAUAUGUGAAUGGGGUGUACACGGUGUAUAAGAAAGACAUGAGGGAAGAUUGCACUUAUUAUGGAAUACGAGAUGACACAGGGAACAUGGAAGUGGUGGUGUAUGGAUGGAUGACCUAUGUCAACUGUGAGGAAGGAGAUAAAAUUAAUCUCUUCUGUUUUGAAUUGGCUUUCAAUGAAGAUAAGUGGCAGCUUAGAUCUGUAAGGCACAGCUAUAUCAAGGUAAUCAAGGCCAGGAGAUUCAGCAGAGGACAACUCAAUUGUAAUUCAAAUAUGAACACUUCACAAGAAUCCUCCUAAAAGCCAGGAUGCCAUGGAUAACAGUGCUCAUGGAGAUGAGAACCAAGUACAGAAAAAAAGAUACAUAUUACAAUAUCAUACAUAUGAAACCCAGCUUUUGUGCUGACGAUAAAGUUUAGUGGUACAGUGGUUUCCUAGCAAACAUGAGGCCCUGGGUUCAAUCCCCAGCACCACACAAAUAAAUGAGUAAUAAAUGAAUAAAAACAAAAAUAGCACUUAAUUUUAGGAAAUAGGAAUUGAAGAAAUUAAUUAAAAGUCUUUCUACUUUCUACUUUUUUGUGGGUUCUAAAUUCUAUAUUUUGCCAUCUAUAACUUCUAUAAUUGUAACUAUGAUUAAUAAUUUUUUUCUCAAUCAAUGCUAGGCCUUAGUCACCAUUGAAUAGGCUAUGACCUCCUCAAAAAGAGAAAAAAAGAAUGUUUGGCAAUGAAAUUCACCCUGGGCUAUAAUUGCAAACCCCUUUAUACUGGGAGGGUUUGCUUUAGCACAGAAGAGGGGAUAUCUUUGAAAAUCUGUUUCCUAGAGAGGCCACAACUGGGGACUAUGUGGAGGUGUCGUCUGUUGAUUAGCAUGAACACACUAGAAUGUUAAAAGAAUUUCUGCCCCUCCCUGAUGUACUCCCUGUAUCUGAAAUACGUAGUUCCAUUAAUCUACCCAAGUACCAAUAGGCCUCCAUGGCUAUCCCCCCACAAUUCCGCCUCCUUACAUUCCCUGUGGGUGAAUCCAUCAGGAAGCUGCCCAGGCACUUCUGCAUUUGGCAAUCACUGAAGAGAACUGAUUUUCUUUAGAGUAGAAUAGCAGGAAGCAGAUGUCUGCAAAGAAAUUUUACUCUUGUAUUUUUAUCGAUCACAUAUUGGUACCAGGUAUUUUGUAAAUUGUUUUGUGUCCUUUAAUCUUCCUAUGAGCCCUAAAAGGUGCAUGGACAGUUUUCUCCAUUUUACUCUGUGUAGUGUGUGGCAGACAAGCAACAGACGGGCACACCCACUCUCCUAAGGACACUUGAUGGGAAAGUAGAGAGCUACAGGAAGACUCCAGGGAGCAGUUCUAGUGUGGGGGAGGUGUGAUGGGGAAGAAUCGGAGCUGAGUUGGAAAUUUGGAGAGCCUGGGGACAUUUACCACAAUACGUGUCCGAGACUACGGAAGCCCUAUUUGUCUAAGGAAAAGAUGCUGUAAAGUUCUACCAUGAGGUUCUGGGGCCCAAGGCCCAAGGAAUAAUUUUGCAUUGCUUUGCCAUAGACUGCCUUUGUUUUGAUUACUUCUUUUCUUAUAGUUGACUCGGAUGCUAAUUAGACAUUUUCUUGCCUAUAACCACUCUAAUAACACACACACACACACACACACACACACACACACAAUGUUAUAUACUUAUAUAAGCUCUAUCACUGCAGAUGUGCUUACAUGGUAAUGUAUUACAUGGUAUGGGUAGGUAUUCCUCAUCGACAGUUAAAAACUGAAGGUCAAAGAGAUUUAAUGAAGUGUCAAAUCACUUACUUCGGCGCUAAUUAGGGACAGAGAUCAUCCUGGGAUGUCACCUGUUAAAACUUCGUCUAAAUUCAAACUUGACUUAUGGACAAUAAGGAAAAAGAUUGCUUCAUACCCAACUGAUGUUUGUAUUCUGAGUUGUCCUGAUACUCUGAUACUCUAUGAAAACUUUCUACAAUUUGCUAUUCUUGAGUCUGUAGACGGUGGCAAUUAAGAGUAAAGACUGAGUUACAGUACCCAGUGUCCCUGCCUUGCUUUCCGUCAUGCUGAUUCCCCUUUGAACUUGUCUCCAACAGAGAUAAUUAAAAAAAAAUCACAUUCUA